Molecule: messenger RNA, 3326 nt
Organism: Pygocentrus nattereri (red-bellied piranha)
Lineage: Eukaryota; Metazoa; Chordata; Actinopteri; Characiformes; Serrasalmidae
Gene: kera
Product: keratocan
Exons: 4
Coding region: 16-1212 (398 amino acids)
Molecular function (GO): protein binding
Source: RefSeq, a predicted model, not a curated record
GCUGCACGAGAAACGAUGGAGCAGCUGAAACCAGAGAGAGGCUGGGACAGAGCAGCGUGGACCGGUAGCAGAAGCCUCAAGAAAGGGCGACCAGUCCUGGCCCAACAUCCAGACCCAGCACCUCCACCUGCCCGAGCUCAGCUGAACUCUCAGUCUGGAGGAAACAGACUGAGCUUCAACAUGGAGAUGUUCUUCACUACACUGGCAGUCCUGUUGCUAGCAGUCUCAGUGAGCUCUCAGGAAAUGCCUUACGAACACAUGCUGUCCCAGCUGCAGGCGUGUCCCAAAGAGUGCCGCUGUCCUCCAAACUUUCCCAACGCUGUCUACUGUGACAACCGGAGUCUGAAACACAUCCCCACAAUUCCUCCUUUCACCUGGUACCUGUACCUGCAGAACAACCUCAUUGAGGUGCUUUCCGCUGAUGCCCUCCGCAAUGCCACACAACUUAAGUGGAUCAACCUCAACCGCAACAAGAUCUCAAACGAGGGUGUUGAGGACAACGCCCUCAAAGCCAUGACCAGUCUGGUGCACCUCUACAUGGAUGACAACCUGCUGACUUCUGUACCCUCCCCACUCCCACCAAAGCUGGAGCAACUGCGCCUCUCCAGGAACAAGAUCUCAAAGAUCCCAGCUGGUGUCUUCUCUGGGCUGAACCGUCUCACCCUGCUGGACCUUCAGGGGAACAAACUACAGGAUGAUGCAGUGACUGAAGUGAGCCUUAAAGGCCUGAGUAAUUUGGUUCAGAUCAACCUGGCAAAGAACCAACUGAACACCAUGCCUCCUGGUCUUCCCCCGACCACCACACAGCUCUACCUGGAUGGCAACAACAUCGAGAAGAUCCCUGACGAAUAUUUCAAAGGGCUUCCCAAGAUAGCUUUCCUGAGGCUUAAUCGCAACAAGCUAGCCAAUGGAGGGUUCCGAAGGAAUGUCUUCAACAUCUCCAGCAUGCUGGACCUGCAGCUUUCCUACAACCAGAUUUCAGAGGUUCCAUUUAUUCCUUCCAGCCUUGAGCAUCUUCACCUGGACCACAACAAAAUCAAGAGCGUGAACGGCUCCGAAGUAUGCCCAGUGUCUAGUGCCAUGCUCAACGCCUACUUUGAAGAGAGAGGUCCUCGACUCCGUUACCUCCGUCUUGACGGCAACGAAAUCAAGCCCCCCAUCUCCAGAGAGCUGAUGGUCUGCUUCCGUCUUCUCAGGGCUGUAGUGAUAUAAAUCUAAAGCUUCACUACAACUGAAUUGUCCCAAAGCAAUCAGAAAUGCAGAUAAAUAACACAACACAAAAGGUCCAGAGCAAUUUACUUCAAAUAUUCAGAAGAAAUAAAAUAGUGAACACAAAAUAAUGAAUGAUUUCCAGUAAAAGCCAACUUGUGAUGCCGAGGAUCAGAUUCUCUUGAUAAUGUUUGCACUUGUACACAGUAGAAAGACAAGCCGAAGUUGUUCAGAGAUGCAUUUUGUAGACAGCUUCCGAUGUGACUUCACCGUCGUGCCUUCUUUUAUUCCUUUUAGAUCAAAGCUGAGUACGAGGGAAACUGCAUUGUCUGUGUAGUUACUGCACUCUUAAAAAUAAAGGCACCAAAAAGGGCUCUUUGUGUGAUGCACUUUUGGUUCCGUAUAAAACUUUUCAAUGAAGAACCCUUUUUGUACAUGAAGAAAAGUUUAAGGAACCUCUACACACUGUAAAGGUUCUAAUAUCUUAAACUGGUACAGGUUCUCUCUUCAUACUUGGAAUUUUUUGUUUUUUCCAAAUAUGACUUCAUGAGGAAACCAAAAGUGUUUUUUCUAUGUAUGUGUAAAAAGAUGGUUCUUAAUGGAUAAUAUAAAGAACAAGAACACUUGGAUUCAUGGAGAACAUGUUGUAUAUGGUUCCUUAUAUAUUUUAAAUGGUUCUAUAUAGCACCAAUAAGAGUUCUGCUAUUUUUACAAUGUCAAGCUUAUAAAAAUACAAGAACUCUUUUUGUGUCAUAUAGAAACAACACAUUCUCCAUCAAUCUGAAGAACUAUCUUUUUUAAGAGUGUGGCAUCGCUCAAAGAACCCUUUUUGGCUCCUUUUCUUAAGAAUGUGAAUAUUCUGAAGACAGUUAUUCUCAUAUUCACUUAAAGCUGAACUAUGUACGUUUUGGAAAUAUCAGAUUCAUCCCCUUGGGGAAGGGGUCCAAAGCGCAACCGAUGUUACCAAAUGUUCUUCUGUAAUUGUGUGCAAUUACACUUUUCCACCAGAGGGGUUUCCAAAUCCCUAAAACUUCCAUAGUGUAGCAUUUUACCAGCAUUAUUUAUUUUCCAUUUAUUGGUAAAGGCAGGUGAUCGGAUUGCAAUCAAGUCAUCUUAGCACACUUUGCUGUAUCCCCUUUUAAUAUAUAGUAAGAUAAAUUACAUAACACUACUGUGUUGGACAGUGAUUCUUUUCUUAUGGAGCCAAGUAUAUGCUGAAAAACGUACAUUUUUUUGUAGUAGGUGUUAUAAGUAUGAUUGCCGUACAUUGUAGUCAAAGCUGGACGACUUACUGUCACAACACUGCUGUGGCAUCAUGAGUAGUUUGCGAAUAGACAAAGAAAAGCAAGCAUUCCGUUUUCUAGGGCGAUCUAGUCUUUCAUAUAACCAGUGGUGGAAUUGGUCAGAGGUCUGCUACCCAUUUUUUAAUGAGUAUGAAGCGAGGUGGUGGAGAUAUUGAUGAAAAGUGAGUUCGGUCCAUUUCCACAAGUUCAUAUAACAUGCAUUGUUAGACAUUUUGGUAGCCAAACCACGACUUUUAAUGGCUUUGUUUUUUAAACUUGUGAAGCUAUUUUUACAGUGUGCUAUAUUCGUGCAUUCAGGAGAAUUUAUUUUUAUUUCAUUCCCUUUGUAUGUCACAUCGAGCAGUUCAUGUUAGCGACCAUUUUUCAUUAUGUAUUCUAUUGAUGUCAGGAGAAGUCUACGCUGCAUAGCAUUUUAUGCUAAGAAAAUGUUUCAAAUACAUGAAAAAGAAGCCACAGUCUAUGUGUUUAUGAAUGCUGUGGAUGUGACCACAGAUGCAAGACAUUAUGCAAUUUUAAAAGGUGCUUCCCAAAAACGUUGCUGUGUUUUCAAAUUAGUAAUGUGCUUCUAACUGUAAUUAUAACAUUUCAUAAAUAAAUACCUGUGUAAAUGUUCACGUAUUGCACAAAUGGAAUAAAAGUCCUCAUUGUUUUUUUUGUUUUUACACUGCAUAUCUACUAGUGAAAAAGCAAUGUGACAAAAUCCUAAUGUAUCUUUUAUUUUAUGAACUAUUCAGACUGUAUUACAUAGUAAAAGUACUAAAAUUGGAUUUUGGAUGUUCUUCAGACUUGAUUAAAUGACUCUCUGAUUCAGCA